GAGGAAUUUAGCGCCGCUCCCUUAGGCCCUCCCCGCUGUUCUCUACGGCGCUUCCUCCGCCCCCUCUCAUCCACCCCCGCCCCUCCGCGGAGCUCGAAGGGGGCGGGGCUUCCUCCAGCGCUCCAACCCUCUAUUGUCUUCCCUCCUCCUGCCCCCUCUGGCACUCCGUGCGGCUCUGGGGCGGCGGCGGAGUUUAUCGCCGCUCCCUGGGCCGCCCCCCUCCGCUUUCGGCCGCGGCGGCUACGAUGCCUCAAGAUGGCGGAGGCGGCCGAGCUGAAGGUAGGAAGAGGAAGCGGGGCGGGGGGGAGGGAAGGAGGGCGCCCCCCAGGAAAGGGUGGGGGGAGGAGGGGGAGGAGAAUUAUAACAAAAAAUAAGAGAGAGCUUUUAUUGCAUAAAGCAAAUGGGUAGAAAAAUGGGGGGGGGGAGAUAGGGGAGGAGGAGAAACCUUGGGUGCAUUUUUUGGGGGGGGAUAUAAGGAGGGAGCCCCCAAAUAAGAUGAGGGAACCUCUGCUGCAUGAAGCAAAAGGGUAAAGAUGACGGGGACUGUAGUUGGUAAAAGGGGGGGUACUUGGGGCGCGGUUUUUGUGGGGGCAGAAGGGAAACACUCCCCCCAGCUAUUUUGGUGUGUGAAGAAUAUGAGGGAGCCUUGAAUAUAUACAAAACAAAUGGGGGGUAGAAAACGGGGGGCUGCAAUAGGCAAGAGGGAUGGGGAAGGUACCUGGGAUAAUUGGGGUUAGAAAGAGGGACAUCCUCCCCCCCAGGUGUGUGUGGGGGGAGGGAUAUGAGAGAGCUUUAUUGCAUGAAAUAAGUGGGGGUGGUAGAAAAGGAGGGGAGGACUGGAAGGUGGGUACCUGAGGGUACAAUUUUUUGGCAGGUUGGGGGGAGGGAGAAGAGAGGUGGGUGUGGAAAGCAGCUGUGCAGUAAAGCCCAGGGUAAAAGGGGGAGGGAAUAAUGGGGGGGUGGGGGGCAAUGGGGUAUAGGUUAGGCUAGUGAAGGGUGUAAAGAGGGUGCGGUGUGAGUAGCUGUGGGGGGGGGGUUGAUAUUGGGUAGUGAGUAAGAACAUGUGCAGAGUGAAAAGCCUUGGUAGGGUUGGGGAGUAAGAACAUGGGGUCAAGGAGGGGGUGGGAAAUGACUCCUACAGGAGAUCAUGAGGGGGUGUGGGGUUGGAGUUCAAAGUGAGGGGGUGAAGGGGUGAGAAGAGAAUUUGCCUGGGAGGGGUAUUAGUGUGAGAAAGAGGGGCUGCAAAACAGAAGAUGGGGUACAGUGGCGAUGUGGAGGGAGGGGUAUGUUGGCGAGAGAGAAGCUAUAGGGAGGUGUGGGUGUUUGGGGCACAGAGAGAGCAGAGAGAAUCAGACAUGAGUUCAGGAUGAAUUGGGGAGGUGAGGAGUUGGGAAAACCUGUGUCGUAAAAAGGAUAUUAGGGUGGGGGAGACAAAUAAUAUUGGGGUGGGGGCAGAACACCUGGGGUGAUGUGAAGCUGAUAGAAUCCCCAAAGGGACAUUGGGUAUGUGUAGUUUUGUGCAAUGAAAACCAGAGGUGGAAGGGUGGGCUGUGGCAGGGGGCAGGGGUGUACGGAUUGAGUGCGAUCUGGGGUUUCAGGAGGGAUAAGAUCAUUGAGGAAGGACCAUGGCUCAGUGGUCUGCUUGGCAUGCAGAAGGUCCCAGGUCUGAUCCCUGCUGGCGUCUCCAGGUAGGGAUGGGAGAGACCACAUUUGUCUAAAACCUUGGAAAGCCAUUGCUGCCAGUCAGUGUAGAGAAUAUUGAGCUAAUUGAACCAAUGGCUUUAUUCAGUAUAAUCUGCUCAAAUACAGCCACAACACGUGGCUAAUAAGUAUGGUAAAAGCAGCUUCCUAUUUCCCCUGUGCUGCAGUUUGUUUCAUGAUAUGAUCCCAUAGCUAGAGAAUUUGGUGUGGGGUUGCUCUCCUGUAUAUAUGGUUUUUUUCUUUCUUUCUCAUUUUUAGGAGUCAGAGUGCCCACUGCCAUCAUUGCCCACUGCCAAACCCCGGAAUAUGCAGUUGCCCCUGGUAACUAACGAAUUCUGAAACCAAUUUGGGGUCCUCGGUGGUGUGUUAAAAUCCCCUGCAUGGGUUCCUAUCUGGCUUUUCCUGGGGAUAAAUCUUGAGGUUCUACCCACCUUGGCUGGGAGUAGUCAUGGGGACAUCUUUAAACAUUCAUAGAAUUGUUAAGACUUUCCAGCUUUUGUCUGUCCUUACCUUCCAUCUUAUUUUUAAUGAAACAACUUUAUUGUGUCUUAGAUCUUUACUAACCCCCAACAUUGAGCUUGCUGGGAAAUCUAGGUCUUGAAAUUGCAGGAGAGGAUUGGGAAUCCUUCAUUUUUAAACUUAUCUACCCAAGCAUAUUAAUAAUCAUCACUUGCUUAUCUCUGACCCUUUUUACAUCUCUCAUUGGCUUAAGGGGCUGCGUUGUCAAGGAAUCACCAUGUUUUAACUGCUUGGGGAGGUAGGGGAAGAUGACAGCCGUCGAAUGCUGACAGACUGGACAGCUUCUGUCAAUAAAAUGACAAGCUGGCUUGACUGGUGAAUACCUCACUGUGGGGCUUUCAGCCAGGUGUGGCCACACAUUGUUUAAUGGUAAGGAAGCUUUGUCUGUAGGUCUCUGGAAGUAUUUAUAGCAAAUACGUGUUAGGGGCUUUUCGUAUAGGCUGUGCACAUGUACAGACUUAAAAGCUUGUUCACACAUACACACAGCCCUUGAGUAAUGCCCUCUGCUUCUUUGCCCAAAAAAGUCUAAUUUGCAUUAACAGAGGAGGUGGUUAAAACAGUUUCUCCAAUGUACCACUUUGCAAGGGAGGGGGAGUUCACACAACAGAAUGUUCCUCCAUGCAAAAUCUAAUCUCCGUACUACAGCAGGGAAAUGGCUAGGUUACAACUCCUCUCCUCGCUGUGUUAGUUUUCUAAGUGCACAGAAUCUGAGUUUUGUUCUGUUUUAAAAUUAUGUGGAUCAGUCUUGUGAUUCCCAUACCUACAGCCCAGAUUAGUACAAUCUUCCCCUUGCUGUUUGUGUGAACCAGACCACAUCCAUCACACCUGUUGCAGAAAAGAAUGAUCUUGAGAACAUUAAUAUUAUAGUUGUGACCUGCUCUGAAAUGGUUGUGUCAUUGCGUAAGAAACGUUUUAAAUAAAAUAAUGCCUUUGAACUGAAGGGGGACAUGAAGAGCCAGAACUAGACAUUUUAGGAAUUAGGUCUAAUGUAUGAAUGCUGCUGAGAGACUGGAAGGAGCCAUAGCCUUGGAAAGGGCUAAAGAAUCUUUAGUGUGUAACGAGAGAGAAUCAUUAGUGUGUAACACACUCCCUCAGACAGGCAAUCCAGACCACACUCUGGGGCAUUUAAUGGUCAAGACUUUUGAAAGCAUUUGCUUGAUUAGAACAAAAAAAGGGGUGGAAGGUAACUCUGGCUACCUGCAAGUUUGAUACUCAUGGCUAAGAAACAAAUUAGUUACUGUUUAUUGUGAAACCAUGAAAUGAACUUUUAAAAAAUAUAUAAAGAACAGUUAAGAGUUACAAUGUUAUGUGAGAUUUUUUUCAAAUGUGAAUGGGUUCACGGGAGAGUUCUUUUUCUUUCCCUUUUAUCUUGGAACAGCAAGGUCAGCCUGCAGUUGCAGUUUGCUUAAAAGGAAGAAAUGAAGCUCAGGGACAGCAACUCUAACAAAAAGAACAAAAGUUACUUUUUAAAAGGCUAAGUUGGCAGCAACAGGCCACCUUCAUCUUCAGGGCUGUGGAAGGUUUGACUGUGGUUAAAUAGCAGGUGAUCAAAUGCCACCAGCAGUGACUGAAAGGAUACCUUUAUACCAAAUAGCUUCAGGUGGCUCAAGCAAGCUAUUCAAGAUGCAUUGUGCAGGGUACCUGCCCCUCGUGGCUGGAAUCUCUUUGGGGUGAGGACUGAACUGGAGAGCCCUGAAAGAAGCACUUCUGUACAUGUAAGGUGUCACUUCCUGAACUUUUGAGAGCCAGAGCACACCUUUCCUGAAUUUAAAUGGGAACACUUUGCUUUUAACACCUGGAGAGGUGGGCAGAGGAGCUCCUGGUAUACUGGUCCCAUAGCCAGCAGGGGCCCAAGAUUCUGAAUGUUCUGUUUUUUGUUUUUGUUUUUUGUUAUUUUAAGAAAGUAAGCCUAUAGCUCUCCUUGAAAGUAAGUUAUGAAGCAAAAUGUGCCGGUCUUCUUCCAAGCCAUUUUUGUGAGACGGGCCAAACUGGCUGCUCCCAACUUUACGUGUUUUUAGCCUAUGAGUGAAGUAAGAUCAGUGACUGCCAAGUGAGUUAUUUGGAGACCAGACAGGAUCCCAGGGCUUCUUCUUGUCUGGCUCCUGUUGCAUUUUCUAGUUCUUUGGAUCUCUGUAGUUUCCACGUUUCCCCACCACAGGUGGGGUGCAUAUUUCAUGUUGUGGGUUUAUCUGAGAUCAGGUACUCCUUAGAAGACGUUAUUUUUCUGCAAAUCCUGCUGCGCAAUAAGGGUGGGUGGGUAUUAGAGAAUUUCCCCCCAUGCCCAUGGCAAAUGCAAAAUGCGAAAACACUUCAAAGAGAAGCUAAAAACCAGGCUCACAUUAAGUAUACAUUGUUAAUAUCCCUGGGUUACCUUUAUGUUGUGAGCCACCCUGAGAUCUACAGAUGAAGGGCAGUAUAUAAAUUUUAAUUAAUAAUAAUAAUAGUGCAAUAAUAAUAGUAACUCAAAUAUGUGCAUAUAAGGUUUAGGCGGCAAUAUUAUGCACACAUGCCUCCUUGAGAUUAAGUCUUGUUGAACUCUGCAGUGCAUACUUUUGAGUAAACGUAGGCAGAAGUAGGAAAUCCUGUAACUGCAAAAAUGUAAGAGGUGUGGGGAGUGUCAGGCAUAUACAGUGGGUCAGCUCGAAGGAGAUAGCACAACUGCACAAACGCCCUUCUUCUCCCCUGCCCCCUCCCACUUUUUGCCGCUUUGUGCUUUUUCAGACAGGAAGAGCCGGAUCUGGCAAGCGGUGGGGAGCCGCCUGUGGGCCUUGCAUUGCCACCCCCAACUCCUCCAUUUAAAGGAUGGAAUUUUCCAGGCCCUUUUUCUGCCAAUCCCCCCUUCUGCAAAUAAGGCCUCAGCUAAGACAUUUCACUUGGAGGAGAGUAAUGUUUAAGCACAUGGGUUGGUUGGUUGUGUGUGUGUGUAUGUGUAUGUAGAGCGUUGCAUUUUCAAAGGCUGAUUUAGCCCACCCAUGGAGCUGGAGCAUUUGCCCAGCUGGCUGCCUUGAUGGCUUUCUUAACCUCUUUGAAGUCUGAAGGCUCCCUCUCGGCAAACUGAAUCCCCUCUUGUCUCUCUUUCUCGCCCCCAUCGACCCUUUUUCCAUGUUCUGCUUUGUUUCGUUUGUUCCAUAUUUAUUUGACUGAGACCAAGAAAGAUUUGGUUUCCCCACCUUGGAGGUCUGUCUGUCUGUCUGGGGUUGGGGGGGGGCUGCAGUGUCCAGGAAGGGGCUCCUUUGGAAAGAGAAGUGAAGGGUUUGUUUUCCGCGGUUGUAUACUUAGGACCAGCUCUGAUAAUUUUGCAUAUUUGGCAGCUAAAAAUAAAAUAAAAGAUUUCCCAGACUCUGAGGCAAGCAGAGACUAGGCAAUUCCUCACUGUAUAUAUAUCUAUACUCCCAAGAACUUGCAAUGCGUUGUCAGGUACACAUGGAACAAAGGGGGAAUUUAGAUCUUGGGUGGGCACUAAAAUCUUCUGCGGCGCCCCCCGUUUCCUGCCAUUAUCCAGCUUCCGCCUUCACCUUUGCCCACAUGAUUUCAAUCUAAUCUUCAGAGGCUAGGAACUUGCUUUUCCUCUUUUAUUAAUGAAAAAUAUUGUCAUGAUACAAAAUCCUUUGCCCCGGGUAGCAAUGCUCCAUCUUUGCACAGAGAAGUUGUGGCUCUGCAGGGCUUAACUCAGGGGCUGCACAGAUAUUUUGACUUAGAAACCUCUUUUUACAGAAGAUGGGUUGGUCUUGCUCAGUAGAGCCUGCCCAAAGACCGAGGAGACUGUGACCCUCCAGUUGUUGUUGGGUUAGUACACCCAUCUUUCCAUCCAUUGGCCAUCCUGGUUGAGGCUGAUGGAAGUUGAUCUCCAGGAUUUUCAAAAAGGAGUCUUUCCUAGCCCCAUCUGGAAAAGCUGGGAAUGAACCUGGGAUCUCCUGUGUGCAAAGUUUAUCAUAAGAAGAGCAUUCUGGGUCAAGCUAAUGGCCUGGCCACUGCAGCAUCCUGUUCUCAGAGUGGCCAACCAGGUGCCUAUUAUGGGAAGCCCGAAAGCAGGACUUGAGCACAACAGCCCCACUUGUGAUUCACAGCAAAAUGGACACCCUACCAUUUUGCUGUGGCCCAUCCUCUGGGCCGCAGAAGCAAAAACAAAACGCCCACGAGAGCUUAGUGAGAGAUCCCUGUAAUUCUUGAGAGUAAGAGUGCCUUCUUGAUGCUGCAUCCUGGAAACCAGAGAGGCUCUUGGCUUCAAGACAACCUUCUCUGUGUCUGUUGCACUGGCAAGAGCUCCCACUGAAAAUCUGAGAAGCAGAUUGAAAACCACGCAUUGUCCCCGUAUCUCUAUGAACCUAUAUAGACUGUUUUGUUGUUUGCGUUCAUAAUAUUUCUCAAUUUAUUUUCUGUUAAACAAGAAACAAACAAAAAAGCAGCAAACAAGACCUUAAAAGCAGACUGAACCAGAUAAAUAGCAUAAAAACAGGAAUGAGCAGCCCUCUGCCCCAUUUACAAACCAAACAACUCUGAGACCCCCAAAUUUAGAAGGCUGUUGAGGAUUAAAAGGAAAGGAUUUUAUCUUGCUUUGAAAACCCCUGGGGUGUGCUCUGUAAGCCUUCCUCUCAGGAUGUCCUAUAAUUUGUGGUGCCAUCUCUGAGUAGCUCCUCCCAUGUUACAAACUUUUAGUGUUUUAAAUAAUUAAGACAUUCAUCCUCAGAACAGCCUUGUGAGUUAGGUGGUUGUUCUCAUCCUCCUGGGAUUGCACACUCAAUAGAGGUGAGACUCCCAACUUACCUUCUCUUAGGCCCCAAAGCAGUUCUUUAUCUGCUGGACCCGAGUUGCCCUGCCUUAUUUUCUGAAUUGGUUAUUCUUGAGUUUUGAGCACGGAGAGAAGCCUGUGGAGGUUUGAGGUGAGGAAAUGUGGCUGGCAGAUGUGAAGUUGGGUGAAGGGGUGGAAGGUGAGUACCCUUGCAAGAAAGACUCCACCUCCUCUCCCUCCAAACCUCACAUGUGUUGCUGGUCGGUUUUCUCUCUUUGAUCUUGGUAGUCAGUGAGGACUAGAAACCAAUUUAAAGGGUGUCUAAGUUCAGGUGUGGGAUGUGGGUGGCGCUGUGGGUUAAACCGCAGAGUCUAGGACUUGCCAAUCAGAAGGUCGCCGGUUCGAAUCCCCGUGACGGGGUGAGCUCCCGUUGCUCGGUUCCUGCUCCUGCCAACCUAGCAGUUCAAAAGCACGUCAACGUGCAUGUAGAUAAAUAGGGACCGCUCCAGUGGGAAGGUAAACGGCGUUUCCGUGCGCUGCUCUGGUUCGCCAGAAGCAGCUGAGUCAUGCUGGCCACAUGACUCGGAAGCUGUACGCCGGCUCCCUCGGCCAAUAAAGUGAGGUGAGCGCCGCAACCCCAGAGUCGGUCACGACUGGACCUAAUGGUCAAGGGUCCCUUUACCUUUACCUAAAUUCAGGUGAUCUUUCAAACCAGCUAUUGGGGACAUGCUGCAAGCUUCCAUUCCCCUUACCCCUUGCUUGCACACCUGUUGGCCCCCUUCCACUUCCUGCUUUCCACCCAGCUGUAGUGCUGGCUGGGGCUGAUGGGAGUUGUAGUCCAAAACAUCUGAAGAACAGCAGGUUGGAGAAGCCUGACAUAGAGCCAAUAAUGAGCACUCAACCAGAUGUUGAGUUGCCUAACCGUGGUAUUGCCCCAGCCCACAUUUUACCAUCUUGAAACGAGAGGAGAGGUGUUUGCUUCUGUAGAGAGGAAGUAAAGUCUCUUUCCUCAUAGGGGAGUCACUCCAUCUCCUUGAUAAUUUUGGCAGCCCUUUUCUGCAUGCAAAGCGGGUACUUUCUACUGAGUUAACGGGCUACCUGAUCCUUUGAACUGGAUUUGAGAGGAAUUAGAUCUGGGCCUUCUCUUCCCAAAGCAGGUGUUCUGCCACUGAGCUCAGGUGACCACCUUGGCAUGAUCCAGAUCUUGGGAGACAUUAAUGGCUAACCUGCCCUCCACUCCUAAGUUUCCAAGUAUGACCUAAUGCCUAUUGAAUGUAGAUUACGUCCUACUCCCCCUCAAUUCUUUGGGAUGGUUUAGCCCAUGGGUAGGCAAACUAAGGCCCGGGGGCCAAAUCUGGCCCAGUCGCCUUCUCAAUCCGGCCCGCAGACGGCCCGGGAAUCAGCGUGUUUUUACAUGAGUAGAAUGUGUCCUUUUAUUUAAAAUGCAUCUCUGGGUUAUUUGUGGGGCAUAGGAACUCAUUCAUAUUUUUUUUCCAAAAUAUAGUCCGGCCCCCCACAAGGUCUGAGGGAUGUCCGGCCCCCUGCUGAAAAAGUUUGCUGGCCCCUGGUUUAGCCUAUAAUGUAGCAUGAUAGGAAGCAGGCAGCUUCAUUGCAGGGGGUGGGGGGCAAGACUGGCUAAAAGUAUCACAUUCCAAAACAUUUUGUAGCUAUGGGGAAAACCUGGGGGGAAAGUGUUGGGGGGUGGAUUUUAGGAAAAAGUUGUAUUGCAUGCAGUGCUUUCACAUUAACCCUAAACUUAUUUUGCUGGUUCGAGAAUAUGAAGUUUAUGUGUAUUUAAUGUACCGAAUUUUUCGCCCUAUAGGACGCACUUUUUCUCCUCCAAAAAUGAAGGGGAAAUGUGUGUGCGUCCUAUGGAGCAAAUGCAGGCUUUCGCUGAAGCCUGGAGACCGACCCCUCUCGCUCUCCAGGCUUCAGGAAGCUAUCCGCAAGCCGUGGGAGAGCUGUGCGAAGUCGCGCAGCUCUCCCACGGCUUGUGGAGAGCUGCCAGCACCCAGGCUUCGGGUUUUGCGCAGCUCUCCCACGGCUUGCGGAUAGCAGCCUGUUCUGGGGUCGGGGGAAGCUUGGGCUUCCCCCGCCCCAGUCCCGCGCCUGGGGGGAAAUGUUUUUUUUUUCUUUAUUUCCCCCCCAAAAAAACUAGGUGCGCCCUAAGGGGCGAAAAAUACGAUAUAUCUUAGUGCCCACAGUUGUAUUGUGUAUUUAUUUAUUUCGCACAAUUUACACACUGCUUGACUUUUUUAUUUUUAAGAUAAAGCUAUGCAAUUUUUAAAAGUAUACAUGCCUUAGUUUUAUUGAAAUGGCAACCGUGAAUGCAUCUAGGAGCUAGUGAUAAGAGCUUUUUGCCAUUUGAGGAAAUGAGAGAGAGAGAAUGUUUUGGGUUCCUGCGGGUGACUUCAUGAGCUAAAGGCCCAGGUCCAGAAGGUUGAAACGCCUUACCUUUUAGGCUGCACACAUUUAUGAAGCACCCAGUGGCGUAGCGUGGGGGGUGCAGGGGGGGCCGGCCGCACCGGGCGCAACAUCUGGGGGGGGCGCUUGCACUCGCAGCUCUCUGCCCCUACCUGGCUCACUCACUCGCUCUCACUGCAGUGCUGGCUGUGCAAAUCCGAUCCGAGCCGCUGGGUCGCCGCCCACUGUGGAGGGGGUGGGUGCCAGGCGUGCGGUGCGGAGAGAGAGCGAGGGACUAUCUGGGGGAGGGACAGUGCAGCGGCCGCCCAGCGCAGCGCUGAGCGCGGGAGAGAACCACACCAGACCAGACCAGGCAGCAGCGGCAGGUUAGGGGUUAGGGGGCGCAAAUUACUUGCCUUGCCCCGGGUUAGGGGGCGCAAAUUACUUGCCUUGCCCCGGGUGCUGACAACCCACGCUACGCCGCUGGAAGCACCUGAAGAUGGUCUGCGUUUGGCAACAUCUGAAAGCGUUUUUCCAGCACCAGAUCCUAGAAUUGUUGCUUGCUUGGCCAUCCAAUCAAGUACAUCAGCACUGCAGUUGCUGAUAUUACUGCUUUUGAAUCUUGUAUCUGACUGGGAGGUGUGCAGGACUAUGAAUUAGCUGUGUAAGUAGUAUUUUUAAAACUCUGCUUUAAAAAGUAUUUUACUUGCAGAUCUGAAAGAGGAUUGGACAAAUUCAUUAUUAUUAAUUUCAUUAACAAUUUCAUGGACGAGAGGGCUAUCGAUGGGUGCUAGGCAUGAUGGCUCUGCUCUGCCUCCAUGGAGGCAGGAAUGCUUCUGAAUACGAGUUGCUGCAAGCCACAGGAGGGGAGCGCGCUCUUUUGUUUUUUAAAUGAUAUUUAUUAGGGUUUCCAAUAAAAAGAACACAUCAAUUAAAAAAAAAAGAAAAAGAAAAAAGAAAAAUACACAAUUCAAAAAUACACAAUACAUAAUCCAAAAAAAAAAAAAAAAAGACAAAAAAGAAAACAGUUAAAAACAAUGCCACCUUUUCAUCACCACUUUUAAGUUUACUUAUUUUCUGGACCUCCUCAUACCUCCCUCUUUUGUAUUCCAGUUCAAUUUGUUUGUCCAGCAAUUUCUUUCCCUCUUUUUUAACGCGCUCUUUUGUUUUUGAAUCCCGCUUGCAGGUUUCCCAAUGGGGCAUCUGGUUUGCCACUGUGAGGACAGGAUGCUGGAUUAAAUAGGUCCCCCUUGGCCUAAUCCAGCAGGCCCUCCUUAUCUUCUAGAAAACUCUUCUUAAACGGUUUUCUUCCACCAAUUUCACCAUUAAAAAAAAUCAAUUCCCCUCCCAUUUCUUUCUUGAUUAUAUGGAGUGAGGCGAACCUGAAUUUUUCUUCCUCAACAGGCUUUUGCUUCUCUAGCCCAAACUCUGUGCCCUAAGCAGCACCCCCUCCCCUCCGUUUGUCUAGAAGUACCCCCCACCCACCCGUCUUCCACCCUCACAACUGGAAAUCCUGCAGAGUCAGUUUGGUUCUUGUGUAGAUGGAAUCAGGGGCUGGGGGUCGGUGCUUCAUUCUGAGUAAUAACAACAACAACAACAACAACAACAAUUUGUUUAUACCCUGCCCAUCUGUCUGAGUCUCCCCAGCCACUCUGGGUGGCUCCCAAUCAAGUGUUAAAAACAAUACAGCAUUAAAUAUUAAAAACUUCCCUAAACAGGGCUGCCUUCAGAUGUCUUUUAAAGAUAGGAUAGCUGCUUAUUUCCUUCACAUCUGAAGGGAGGGUGUUCCACAGGGUGGGCGCCACUACCGAGAAGGCCCUCUGUCUGGUUCCCUGUAACCUCACUUCUCGCAAUGAGGGAACCACCAGAAGGCCCUCGGCACUGGAUCUCAGUGUCCGGGCUGGACGGUGGGGGUGGAGACACUCCUUCAGGUAUACAGGACCAAGGCCGUUUAGGGCUUUAAAGGUCAGCACCAACACUUUGAAUUGUGCUCGGAAACGUACUGGGAACCAAUGCAGAUCUCUCAGGACUGGUGUUAUGUGGUCCCGGCGGCCACUCCCAGUCACCAGUACCAGAUGUGUACAAUAUAAGAUGUUUUAAUGCCAGAGAUGGCUAGCACUAAAAUUUGGAGUUCAGGGAGUGCCAUCUCAAAAUCUGUAUACUUCUCUAAAUAUUCUGUUUCCCUCUCUACCCCCUUCCAGCACAUGGUUAUGAGCUUUAGAGUGUCGGAGCUGCAGGUGCUUCUGGGUUUCGCGGGCAGGAACAAGAGCGGGAGGAAGCAUGAGCUGCUCACCAAGGCCCUGCAGCUGCUGAAGUCUGGCUGCAGCCCGGCCGUUCAGAUGAAAAUCAAGGAGCUGUACCGGCGACGGUUCCCCCGGAAGAUCCUCACCCCCUCGGACUUAUCCAUGCUGCACCUCCAGGCGGGACAGCUCCCCUCCACCACGACACUGACCCAGGGCACCAUGUGCCACUUGCCCUACGACAACGCGUCAGUGACCUCUGGGGUGCCGGUUGGCAUGUUGCCCCCGGUGCCUAUGUUGGGACCCAAGCAUGAGGCGGACGUCCCACACCUGUCUCCCCCCAUCCACCCGGUUCACCCGGACGUGAAAAUGCGGCGGUUGCCCUUCUACGAUGUAUACGACGAGCUCAUCAAGCCCACCACGUUAGGUGAGUCCUCCAAGCUGUUUCUUCCUUUUUGCCCUUUCCUCCCGACUGACUCUAGAAUUUGAGAUAGCUAGGGAAGAAGAGUGCUGUGGAACCCAGAAGCUUACAAACUGUCUGCCAAAACAUUGGCGCCAGCCAGGGGAAAUAAGAUGCCACAAGAGGAAACCAUUAUGUCUGAAUUGACAAAUCAUGAUUUGCGAUUGGCCAGCAAGCCUUGGCUUGAAGUGGGUUUGCAAACCUGGGUUUGUGGUUAGCUGUAGUUUGGCAUGAUAACAAAGGGAAGGGAAGGGUCAAGCCUCGGCGAUAGAGCAGCUGCUUUGCCUGCAAAAGGUCUCGGGUUCAAUCCUUGCUGGUAUCUUCAGGUAGGGCUGGCCAUGUCCCCUAUGUGGAAACCCUGGAGAGCCACUGCUGCUGCCAGUCAGUGUAAGCAGUACUGAGCUUGAUGGACCAGUGGCCUGGCUCAGAAUAAGGUAGCUCCCUACGGUCCUAAAUCCUAGUUAUGCUGUUGCUCGACCCUGGAGGUAUUCUAUGCCAUAGACAUUGAGGUGAACUUACAAAGUUGAAUGCUGAAGGGAUAGAAAAUGAAAAAUAGACAAACAAAACAUCCUCCCCUCCCCCCCAAUCCUGAAAGCAUAGUUCAGAUCUCAGAUCUAAAUAAUAUUUGCCAGGUUCGUAUAAGUAGCGAGAGUCCAAAAGUCGAUGUCAGUCUAAGGAAGACUUUAAUACAACCAUAUGUUACAGGAUGGAGCGGGUACUGUUUGUGCGGCAGAGUUUGUGUUCUGGUUAAAUUAUUUAAUCAGUCCAAUAAUCAACAGAAGAAGAAAAUGGAAAGAGGCAAGGAGUUCUACACCCGGGAUUGCCUUUUGUCUGUUGUGAGUGGGGUGCUAAAUGAUGCUUAGGGCAAGCCAUGGUUCAUUGUGCUGUGGAAAAUGAGCCACUGAAACCAGGGGACAGAUGAAGAAGCUUCUCAGUGAGACAAUUUUUGCUGAGUCCCAAGAUUCCAAAAAGUAAAUACUCUUUUGAGAAUUUAACAAAGCAUUAGUGCUUUGUGUGUCUCCAAGGAGAUGGAAAGAGAUGGUAUAGGGAGACCAUUGCCAAAUCCUUGGAGGUUUUGGUUUGAUUGUCAGGGCCAAAAGUAAUUAUAUGUGUCUUAUGGCACGUGAAAAAAUGAGAGAUUUGUCAUGGCAAGAGUGUUGGUGAGCUAAUGCCAGCUUAAUAAUAAUAAUAAUAAUAAUAAUAAUAUAGAGUGGCAUGUGUUUUGCAGUAGAACCAGAGUGAGACUGAGUAAGGGUAAAGGGCCCUUCUUCUCAUUCCUGAGGCCAUGAAGUGCUGCAGGAAUGUUUAACUGAUAGUUCUUGCCUUGGCUUCACCUGCAGGGCCUGGGAAUUUCUCUAUCCCGCGGCUAGCAUUUUUCAGAUUUUUCUGCUGAGGGGCAGAGCUGCCUGCGUCUCACCCUGUAAUGGUAGGAGAGAGAGUCAGUACGAAGACACAGAGAUUCUAGUCUCAUAAACACCAGGCACUAUGCAUUCUGCACUGAAAGAAAAUAAAAUUCCAUUAUCUGUGUCAAUUGCGCAAGUUGCACAAUGCCUUCUGCCUUCCCUCACUAUUUUGUGUGAUGGUUUUUUUGCUUUGCAGGUUGUGCGCAGGAACCUGAAUUGUGCAGGCCAAACCUCCCCAACGUAGGGCCCUCCAGAUGUUUGGGACUGGUCAUAGUUGCUGGGGCUGAUGGGAGCUGUAGUCCAAAAUAUCUAUAUUUUGCAUAGGAAGCUGCCUUCAGCCAGAUCAGACGGCCAGUCGGCAACUUUGGAUUUGGGUGGGAGGGUCUUCACUGUCACCUGCUGCACAUUGAUCUGUUUUUUAACUUCUGAUGCCGUGGAUUGGGUCCUUCCGCAUGCAGGGCACAUGGUCCCCCACUGAAUCUUUCCUUCCCUCCCAACUGGUAGUGCACACUGGUGAUUCUUCACCAGUUUCCUCUCUACCUCCAUGCAAUACUGUUGCUGCAAUGUGUUAGCUGGUGUUUUGAACUGUUUUUAAUUACCUUAUGUGUAAACCUAGUUGAGAUGGCAGUUUAGAAGGCAAUUAAUAAAUUAAGUGUAAUAAUAGUAUUAAUAAUCCCUGACCAUUGGCCGUGCUGACUGCUAGGGCUGAGCGAUGGGAGUUGGAGUCCAAGGAUAUCCGGAAAGCUGCAUUUUCCCCACCCCUGUGCUAGACAUUAAGGAGCCAGGAAUAAGUAUGUGGAGCCCAUUUCCUUUCCACCUAUGAUGGAGAGGGCAAAUAGGUGGUCCAGGGAGCCUGCUGAGCUCCCCCCUCCCCAUCCUCUUCCCUCUGUUUCAGGAUUCCUUUGUGCAUAGCAGAACGCUUGGUUGGGCCUCCCUUGUGGGCUUCCGAUUGCGGCCUUGUCUGAUCACUGCUUAGCCUCUGGCCUUUUCUCUUUGCAGCAUCUGUGAACAGCCAGAGGUUUGAGGAGGCUCACUUCACCUUUGCCCUGACUCCUCAGCAGGUGCAGCAGAUCCUUGCCUCUCGGUAAGGGCCAUUUUAUUUUCUGUUUAGGAUUUGUAGCUCUUUCAGCACACACACACGCACACACACACACACACACACACAAAAUGCAAUGGCUGAGUGCAGACAUCGUAUGAAACCACAGUCAAGGGUGCUUAACUGGUGUGACGUCUGAGCUUAACAACCACAGUUUGUGAUUGCCUGAGAAACUGGAAUCGGAAGCUGGUUUGAAGUGUGCCUGCAAACCGUGGUUUGCACUAAGCAUCAGGAAAUUUUAGUUACGCAUUAGCACUAAGCAUCGUUAUUUGGUGCAGUGUCUGAAUUGGCAAACCAAAGUGACAACCGGUUCUUUGCCUCGAAACAGGAGUGCUCAGCCAGACAGAAAAUGAAAUCAAAUAAGCAUCUGGUAAACCCUAGUUUGGCUUGUUUGUUCUAAACUAUGAUUGAUACAAACUGUGGUGUGGUGUCUGAACCAAGCCAGCAACAUAAGAGCAAUACUACAACCAGGAUGUUUAUUUCAAGUAUUGCAUCCUCCUUUUCACCAGAAACGUCUACAAAGUGGUUUACAAAGGGGGGGAAAACAAAAUUAAAUACAGUAUAUAAAACAUGAAGAAAAAACCAUAAUGCAGGACUUUAACUUUACAAUUCCAUUCACUCAAAACCCACACAAAUUCCACAUCGACUAACACGUCCACACCUCAAAUUAAUUUUCACAUCUACGCAUUCACCCACACAAACAAACUAAUGGGAUAGUAUGCAGGAUGAGUUGUGUUUAAACCAGUGAGUCUUGCUUAGAGAGCAGGCUUUUCCUGUUGCUUUCACACAUACAGAGAGAGAGAGAAAUGUUUGUAGGUAAGAAAGUAAUGAAGCUAUGUUUAUUGUCGGCAAUACACAAUUUAGGGAGUGACUUUUUAGUUCUAGCCUAAGUAGAUAGUCUACAGUAGAACAAGGCAACCAGGCUGGCUCCUUUGUUCAGAGGAUAGUUAAAGAUGACCUCUCAUUCCCCCCACCCCCAAUAUCAAUAUUUUAUCUGAUUUCAAGAUUCAAAAUUACAUUUUAACACUCAAUAAUUAUAAUCCUGUUCUGCAAUACUAAUGACUUCCUGCUUACCCGUCCUUGGUGUUUAUAACUGUAAUAUAAUUUCAUUUUAAAGUUCCCUCAUAUCAGUUUUUAUCCUCUUUAAGUGGCUUCUUAAUAUAAUCUACUUCCCUCUGCCAAACUUCAACCCCCUCCCCCCGCCAUGGGUAUCACCAACAGAGGCAGCUGCGCAUAAAACAUAUAUGCAACCAAAAUGGGCGUUCCAGAAGGUUUUUAUUCUUCCCUACCACGGACUUCAUAUAUAAAGAGUUACUUUAAAAAUAAACUAGAAGUUUGGCCACCAGGCUUAGCACGCUGGUCAAAUGCUACUAAUUGACCACCUAUAAUUUGACUGUAGUCAGUUUGAACGAAGCCUUAGGUACCACAUUUGUUAGCAGGAGUUUGGGCAUUGUUUGGGCAGGAACAAGGGCUGCUUGCUGCGGAGACUGGCAGCAGUCAGGGGCAAAUGCAGCAGCAUAGCCAAACAUCUCCCACUGGCUCCCCGCUGUAACUCCAGACAAUGGCACAGUUUUAGGCCUGGGCUGUGGACCAGCAAAUGACACCAUCUUGCUUGCUAUAGAAAUUGAAGGUUGGAAGAUUCGGGGGCAGGUGAAAGAAAGUCAUGCAGCACAUAGUUAAACUAUAGAACUCCCUCCCAGUGGAGGCAGGGAUGGCCACCAGCCUAGAGGCUCAGACAAAUUCCUGGGAGAGAUGGCUGUGGAUGACUACUAGCCUUGAUGGCUAGGCUCUGCGUGGGAGGCAGCAGUGUUUUGGAAUACCAGUUGCUGCAAACCACAGGAGAGGAGUGGUCUUGUGCUCGGAUCCUGUUUGCAGGUUUCCCAAAGGCACCUGGUUGGCUACUGUGAGAACAGGAUGCUGGACUAGAGGGGCCAUUGGCUUAAUCCAGCAGGCUCUUAUUGUGCUCUUAAACCAGAGAACCCCUUCCAGGCUGCUGCUGCUGCGUGAAGUGCCGGCCCUCUGCUCCCUGUUUGUUGUAAUUUUGAUUUUCUAACUGUAGGCUGUCUCUGAUGUUCCAAGACACAAGCCAAAGAGAAGGUUCUUCCCUGUCCCCACGCAGGUCAACAAUUCUCCCAUUUCCCUCACAGCAACAAUCUGUGGUAGGCUGUUUCCCCUCUGCUGUUAGAAAGCCCACAAGCCCUCUGUGAUGUCACAGAAGCUCAGCCAGUGGGGGGUGGGGGGCUGGUUUUUGUUGUGUUCUUUAAAAACAAAACAAAAAUCUAACCUGAAAAGUAGGUUUCAGCCUGUUACGUAUUGUAUUAUAAUGACAGUAUUUCUAAGUAGCUUGACUGUUCUGGGAAAUUUAAGAAUUUCUCCUCCCCCCUCCUUUUUCCAGCGAUAUCUUACCUGCUGCCAAAUGUGACUACACCGUCCAGGUACAACUGAGGUAAGCAGAGCCUAAUGUUUUCUUGGACUUUUACAAAUCGGAAAAAUACAUCUCUACAAAUCUCACACUGUUUAGAGAUUGGCAGCUGGGGUGCUUUUUCCUUUGUAUAAAGCAGUCCUGGCUCAAUCUUAGCCAAGGCUGGUUGGCCAGCUAUGAUUUGGCCAAUGUAUUCCAUACUCUGGAGACUUCUAGGUUGUAUUAUUGCAAAGUGCUGUAGGUGGGCCUGCCCUUGAACCUGUCCCCCUCCCCAUUUGUGUAGUUACAAAUGAGCAAAAUCCCUGAGGCCUGCCCUAUAAGAGCUCAGAGCAACUUAGGAGGCCCUGCCUGCAUAGUGGUUUAGCUGUGAUUCCUGCAUUACAGGGGGGUUGGACUAGAUGACCCUCAGGGUCCCAACUCUAUAAUUCUGUGAUUCUGUGUUCUCAUUGUGCUCUGAUGUGUGUUCUGAUGGUGUUUCUUGCUUGGCAGGGGGUUGGACUCGAUGGCCCUUGUGGUCUCUUCCAACUCUAUGAUUCUAUGAUUCUAUUCUAUGAUUUAUCUAUCUCUCUUAAUAAGGAAUUUGACUCAGGGAAACUCUUCCCUCCUCUCUAGUUACUGUUUUGUCCUUGGGGUAGUCUUCCCCUCACCCUUCCGGUCUCUUUGCCUCUGCAGGUUUUGUUUGUGUGAAACCAGUUGCCCGCAAGAGGACUACUUCCCACCCAAUUUGUUUGUCAAGAUCAAUGGGAAGCUCUGCCCUCUUCCGGUGAGUAAGCCCCUCCUCCCACCGGCUCCUCGGUUCCGUCAGAAGGGACCACGACUCAGUGACAAAGUGCACCCUUUGCAUGCAGAACCUGAUCUCCCAAGUUGUACUUUUCAAAUAAAUGUUUUAAUGUUAUAGUACAAUCAAACAACCCUGCAACAGUACAUGGCCUGUAGUACAAUAUACACCAGGCAACAGUCAUCUUUUCCAAUGAAUUAAUAGGAGUCUUUUUUGCAGAAGUAAAAGGUGUGUAGAGUCCAUCUAUGUUUGUUGCUGUUUAGUCAUUUAGUCGUGUCUCACUCUUCGUGACCCCAUGGACUAGAGCACGCCAGGCACUCCUGUCUUCCACUGCCUCCCGCAGUUUGGUCAAACUCAUGCUGGUAGCUUUGAGAACACUGUCCAACCAUCUCGUCCUCUGUCGUCCCCUUCUCCUUGUGCCCUCCAUCUUUCCCAACAUCAGGGUCUUUUCCAAGGAGUCGAGUCUUCUCAUGAGGUGGCCAAAGUAUUGGAGCCUCAGCUUCACGAUCUGUCCAUCUAUGCUUACCCAUUGUCAAACCCCAUAUAGUUGGUGUAUAGUUUAUAUAGUGUCUCAAAGAAGCACUUUAUUCAUUACAUCUCCCUUAUUUUUGUGAUUGUUUUAAACGGAUUUAAAUAUUGCACAUGUGACUCAGCAGUCCUUUCUCAUUAGUAUUCAUUGCUGACCGGAAGGUUCCAGGCUGUCUGAGCCCUCCUUGUAUAGUUGCAUGCAGGUGUGAGAGUCAGUCAGGCUUUUGUUUUCAAGCUAUGCAGUUUGCCGGCAUCUCUUUGUAACUGUUUUUUGAGCUAUACAGCCAGUCAGGGAUCUGGCUGAGGACUCGCAACCGCAAUGCUUAUCAAAAUGCUUCAGUAAAGCAUAUUUGCCAAUGGAGUGAGCUGUUCGUGUGAUUCAUUUGCUGCCAACACUCUGCUGAGUUACUCUGCUGAACUCUGUACAUGCCCUGGGGUCUGAGAGACCAGGCAUGUAUACCAGGAAAGUUCUGGGGGCGUCAGGACCCUAACCCUGAGAGCAUAUUAAUGUUGUAACCUGCCCUGGAACCUUAAGGUAAAGGGCAGGUAAUAAACUAUCAUUAUUAUUAGUGGUGGUGUUCUGGAAUGCACACUAGUGCCUGCCUGUGUUCAUGUUCCUUCCAGGAGAUGCCUUCAGUUAGAGUGGGCUUUUCCUCUGCCCCUAGGGGAGCUGGGGGCACGGCUGCCCUUCCUAGCAAAUGACACCAUAAUGAAAUGGAAAGGUGAACUGCCUCCUAUCCACCAUUGUAUAUUCUUGGCUUCAUGGGAUUCUUGGCCGUAUUUGACUGCAGCCCCUUGAUGACCCACCCGCCAUCCUUAUUCUUGGUUCCCUGUAUGUCCAGCCUUGGCAAAGGGUCAAGGGGCCUGACCUCAGAUGUCCUCUUCUGCCUCUGCAGGGUUAUCUUCCCCCCACCAAAAAUGGGGCAGAGCCCAAGCGGCCCAGUCGACCCAUCAACAUCACCCCUUUGGUGCGGCUUUCGGCCACCGUCCCCAAUACGAUCGUCGUGAACUGGUCUUCUGAGUUUGGCAGGGUAAGGAGAAGCUUUGUGGUUUAUGUUGCUCUUUUUUUUAAUGUGUGAACAGAAUUAUUCCUGUCCAUCCUUGCAACUGUGUGUAUGAAAGCGCCUGUCCCAAUUAGGUGAUUGGCAAUAAAUAAACUGAACAUCCUGUGAGCAGCCUCUCCAGUUUGGCAGCUAAACAUUUGUGAACAUUCCAUGACAUCAGCAAAGCUCAACCAACCAAGGGCAGGGAGACCUGCAGCCAAUGGACGAGAGCCGGGGUUUAGCCUGUUACUUAGAUCAGCGAAUACAUUAAUUCCUCUGUACAACAGUGAAUAAUAAUUGGUUUCCUUCUGCCCAGAAUUACUCCCUAUCGGUUUAUUUGGUGAAACAGUUGACAUCAGUGACACUGCUACAGAAACUGAGAGCUAAGGGCAUCCGAAACCCAGACCACUCACGAGCCCUGAGUAAGUUCUGUGUCCUUUGAAAUCUUGUCUGCAUCUGUCAAGGACGCUUUAGUUGUGGUUCCUUCAUUGCAGGGAGUUGGAGUAUGUGACCCUUGGGGUCCCUUCGAACUCUAUGAUUCUGCAUCAGGGAUGUGUGUGCUUUUUUCUUGCAAUUACCUCCAGGUGGUAGGUUAGCACUAGUGAAAAGCUCUCUUAGUCACACAAGGCAAAGCACCUUUUUGCUAUCAUCUUGGCUCACUGCAGCCCUUGUGCUGUGUAUUGGGGACUGGUGAAAGUCAUGUGCUUCAUCUCUCAUGAGCAGAAGUGCUGCCCGCUAGUGCAAAGAAUUGAAUACUACUCCCAGAACUGGAUGGUUCAAUGGGUCAAUAUGUCUGACUGUUAACCAGAAGGUUGGUGGUCCAAGCCCACCCAGGGACGGCUGUGGGCAAGGGGUCCCUUCUAAUUUACAGUUCUAUGAUCUGUUUGCCCUCCUGCCUGCAGGAAAUUGUUCAUCCAGCCUAAAUGUGGAGCAGAGCUUUACUCCAGAUCAUAUUUUUUAAAAGUCCCGGUGUAAAAAAAGAUUGCUGAGUGGAGUCCCACCCUCGCGCACCAAGUGUUUAGGGGGGAAUUAGAAGCUGCCUUGUACGGAGUUGGACCCUUGGUCCGUCUAGCUCAGGUCUACCCUGACAAGCAUCACCUUUCCCAAGUUUCAGGCAGGGGUCUUCCCCAGCUGCCCCUGGAGAUGAACCAUUUCCCUUCUGCAUGCCAGCUGAUGCUUCACCCAAACAGUUCCCACACAGUGUGCCUCAUUGUGUGUUCCUAAUAUUGAGUGAGCUCUUUGCUUUCUCUCCCCACACCUCACAGUCAAAGAAAAACUGACAGCCGAUCCCGACAGCGAGAUAGCGACAACGAGCUUACGAGUUUCUCUCAUGUGUCCGGUAUGUUGGGUUUCUCCUUUUAUCUCUUUAUUUCACAUGAAGCCGUAUAUAUGUAAAUACAUGAAGAACCACCAAAACACUAUAAAUCUGUCUUGAGAGUUAAACCAAAUCUGUCCAAAAACAGAUGAGGAGCUCGUUCCAGCCCAAGCUCAUAAAUAUGUAUUUGGAACCUGCAACUGAUGAUUUGCUCGUUAUGCACAAAAAUCGCCUUUCUCCCGUUGUUGUUUCCGCUUUGAUUUUGUAUAAUGCUGCAAACCAGCCUUCACCAAGCUGGUGCCCUCCACGUGUCUUGGAUUACAGCAGCCUUUGCUGAGUUGGGAGCUGUAAUCCAGAAAAUUUGGAGGGCAUGGGGUUAGUGAAGGCAGCUGUAAGCUUAACCAAAGAUAAUUAAUCUCAGAUGCAUUUGGGAGCAAAACCCUCCCCCCUUAACUUUCCAUAUACUCUCAAAUCUGGCCAGGAAGAGACAGUCCUUGGGGUUGUGGUAGGUAACUUGAUGAAGAUAUCGACCCAGCGGCCGUGGAAAAGGCAAAUACCAUGCUAGGGAUCGUUGGGAAAGGAGCUGAAGAUAAAACUGCUGAUAUAAUGCUGUCAUGCCAAUCUGUACUGCAACUGUGCUCGGAAUAUUGUGUACAAAAAUGGAUAUUGUAGGGUUGGAAAAGGUUCAGGAAAGGGCCAGCAAAAUAAUCAAGGGGGUGUGUGAAGCAAAUCCCCUUAUGGAGAAAGGCUGCAGCACUUGGAUUUUUUUAGCUUGAAGAAAAGGCAAGUAUGGAGGAGGUGGAUAAAGAAAAGGUUUUCUCCCUCUCUGCUAACACUAGAGCUCAGGGACAUGCAAAGAAGCUGAAUGUUGGGCGAUUCAGGGCAAAUAAAGUCCUUCACGCAGUGCCUAGAUAAACUGUGGAACUCGCUCCCUCAGGAGGCAGUCACGGCCAGCACCCUAGAUAGCUUAAAAAGAAAUUGGAUUAAUUCAUGGAGGAGGAGAGAGCUAUCGAUGGUUUCUAGCCAUUACGGCUCUGCUCUGCCUCCACAGUUGGAGGCAGCAAUGCUUCUGAAUACCACUUGCUGGAAACCACAGAAGGAGAGAGUUGCUCUUGUGCUGGGGUCCUGCCUGCUGGUUUCCCACUGGGACAUCUGAUUGGCCACUGAGAUCAGGAUGCUGGGCUAAGAUGGGCCAUUGGCGUGAUCCGCCAGGGCUCUUCUUAGGUCCUUGUGCUGCUCACAAAUUCUACCCUGAGCAUAGAGACCCAGAGGGCUUUCCCUCUCCCCUUGCAACUCUCUCUCUCAAGCCGACUUCAGAGCAUUGAGAGAACAGGGUGGAAAAUAAGCCUGGGAACUGCAGGGAGAAUCGACCCAAUUCCCCCCUCUUCCGUUAGUGAGUGGCUCCACUGGAUCAGCAGCCCUUCCCUGAGCACAAGGAAAAUCCCACUCCAGCACUUUUGCUCAUUGUAUUCAGUGUGAGGCCCCAGUUGGGGACUCCCAAGCACUGCAGCAGAGCCUGCUUCCAGGGUGCUGCAGAAAACGAAGCUUCCAAGCCGCUCUGCGCUUCGCUGAACAGGAGCAUCUGAUGUCAAGGCCCUGAAUAAGAGUCCCUCUUCAUCUGUGAUUACAUUUGGGUUGAUAUAGUAAUACUAAAGUUCUCCUCUUCUUCUUUUAAUUAUGCUUAUACAAGAAUAUGUAAGUUCCAUAUAGUCUAUCACUUUUCUCUGCCAUUCUUCUCGGGUAGGCAAUUCUUGUGUCUUCCAGUAUUUCCCAAUGAGUAUUCUUGCUGCUGCUGUCGCAUACAUAAAAAAUUCCUAUCUUCCCUUCGCACCAAUUGACCGACCAUGCCCAAGAGGAAGGCCUCUGGUUUCUUCAAGAAAGUAUAUUUCAAUACCUUUUUAGUUCAUUAUAUAUCAUUUCCCAGAAGGCCUUGAUCUUUGGGCACGUCCACCAAAGGUGAAAAAAGUACCUUCAUUUUCUUUACAUUUCCAACAUUUAUUAUCAGGCAAAUGAUAAAUUUUUGCUAGCUUGACUGGGGUUAAGUACCACCUGUAAAUCAUUUUCAUUAUAUUUUCUCUUAAGGCGUUGCAAGCCGUAAAUUUCAUACCUGUGGUCCAUAACCGUUCCCAGUCAGCAAACAUAAUGUUAUGCCCAACAUCUUGCGCCCAUUUAAUCAUAGCAGAUUUGACCAUUUCAUCCUGUGUAUUCCAUUUCAACAGCAGAUUAUACAUUCUUGACAGAUUUUUAGUUUUAGGUUCUAACAAUUCCGUUUCCAGUUUAGAUUUUUCCUCCUGGAAACCAAUCUUUUGUCUAAAUUAAAAACCUCCCUUAUUUGAUAAUAAUGCAGCCAAUCUCGAACUUUAGUUUUUAAUUUGUCGAAGCUCUGCAAUUUUAGUUUAUCACCAACUUGUUCUAAGAUUUCACAAUAUUUUGGCCAGUUUGUCUCCAUAUUAGUUUUUUCAAUGCCUUUGCCUCCAUUGGUGACAGCCACCUUGGUGUUUUACUUUCCAACAAAUCCUUAUAUCUCACCCAAACAUUAAACAAUGCUUUCCUGACAAUAUGAUUCUUAAAGGCCUUAUGCGCUUUAACUUUGUCGUACCAUAGAUAAGCAUGCCAUCCAAAGACGUUAUCAAAACCUUCUAAAUCCAAAAUGUCCACAUUUUCAAGAAGUAGCCAAUCUUUCAGCCAGCAAAAAGCGGCUGAGACACACACACAAAAUAGGUAGACAGAGAAAAAGUAAUACAGAGCUGCGGAAUAAAAUUAAUAACAGCAAACCAGUGUACAAUAUUGCUUCACUGAGUAUCAGAUGGUAUUUGAAUACCCCUCAUAACAAAGAAUGAGAAACCGGAGGGACAUUCAAAGAAGGGAAAGCAUUCUGCCUCGAAGUUGUCAGAUUCAGCCUCUCCCAUCUGUGUCUGGUCAGGCGUUCCAACAAAGCAACGUUCCAGACUCAAAACAGUAAAACUUCAGGACGCUUCCAAUAAUGGGCAAUUACUAAUCUGGCAGCCGCUAGAAGCUUUAGUUACACUAAAGCUUUCAGCCCCCAUGAAAGCUUAAUGGUAUGGUAUGUGAGCAUAGGGAGUUUCUAUGUGAAGCUUCUAUUAGUGAAAUUUCACCAAUACCUGUGUUAUCUGCAAAAGGCUCCCAGUCUGCGAUCUGGACCAGGGUGGGCGGAAGGUGGAUUGAGAUCUUCUGGUAGAUCUCUGGAUAAUUUGAAGUAAGCCAGAAAGGAUUUCUUAACUCUCAAGAGUGGUGGGAUAUAAACGCAGUAAGUAGAUUAUGAUAAACAAACUCCCUCUUCCUUUCAGCUGGGCAAGAUGAGGCUCAUCGUCCCCUGCCGAGCUUUCACCUGCACCCACCUGCAGUGCUUCGACGCAGCCCUUUACCUUCAGAUGAAUGAGAAGAAGCCCACCUGGACCUGCCCUGUCUGUGACAAGAAGGCCCCCUACGAGGCCUUGAUCAUUGACGGGUAAUGCUGGGGGAGGCUUGGAGGUCAGGCUCCCUCUCCCCACAUGACCCCUGCCCACAGCUUUUGCCAUCAGACUUACUAAAUUCUGGAGGGAUGGUGGUGUUGUCUAUCUUCAGGGCUGCAUAGAUGUACUGCUUUAUUACCUAGAAAUUAAUGGUUCCACAACCUCUGUAAAUUAGUAAAUGAUUUAGUACAAGAUGAGAUUCUCCAGAAACCACAUUCUGUCCGCCAUCUAUGCUCUUCAAGAAUUGCAGCCAUACUUACAAUUUUCUCCAUCUUUUGUGUGGCCUGUGUCAGACCACAAACAAACCAUGAUGACCCUCUGGCUUGGCAUAGCUCUCCUCCACUUUCCCUCCAUGCAGACACCUGCUUUUGCUUUAAGGACGAACCACAGCGCUAUGCCACUUACAAACUUGGACCUGUGGUUGGUUCUAUCUGACGUUUGUUAAAACGAGUCACGGUUUCUGGAGUUUGUAUGUUACCUUGAACUAUGGCCAGUUCCAAAGCAGCCAACCUGGAACCCUCCAGAUGUUUUUGAACUGCAGCUCCCAUCAGCCCCAGCCAGCAUGGCAGUUGUCAGGGAUGAUGGGAGUUGUAGUCCAAAAGCCUUUGGAGGGGACCACAUUGGCUACUCCUAUUCUAAAGGAAUGAGGACGCUUCCUCUCCUCCUCCUUGUUCACGAAGACAAGAAGAAGGGUGUAGGGACUAUGUAAGAUUAUGGCCGACUGUGGAUCAAUUAUAGUAAUCUCAGACUCCACCAAAGUGGUGCCCUCCAGGUGUUUAGGGCUAUAGCACUUCAGCCACUGUCCAGAUGUUGAAUCACCCCUAUGUUUUCUUCUGUUUCCCCUCCUUCCCCCCAGGUUGUUCAUGGAAAUCCUCAACUCUGUCACAGACUGCGAUGAGAUCCAAUUCAUGGAGGAUGGCUCCUGGUGCCCCAUGAAGCCCAAGAAAGAGAACCAGGAGGUUUGCCAGCCAUCUGCUUACAACGGGCUGGAAGGUAAGAGGCAGUGAGGAGGCCUGGCACCUCCCUGUGCAUGUUAGUUGGCCGUUGUGUGAUUGAAACUGAUUGGUGGAAGAUUCAAAGUCCCCGUCUUCAUGCAACACUGAGUUAAACUGUGGAACUCCCUCCCACAUGAGGCAGCAAUGACGGCCGCCAACUUGGUGGCUUUAGAAGAGGAUGAGACAUCUUUGAGUUCUUCUGGCCUUCAUGGGGCCCUCGAAUGGUGCCCUUUGGUCUGGGCCUAGCAGUGUCAUGGCUAAUGGUAGAUUGAUGAAGAGCCAAAAUACUUUAGAGUGGCAUUUUGGGACAGAUCCUCACGACAGACAGACAAGAGCAAGGCAAGAGAUAAAGAUACAAUAGCCAAGUUAGCAAGCAAAACACAGUUCUUGACCAGCCCAAGGGCUGUAAAUUCCUGCAUUGACACACUUUUGCCACUUUGUCGAGCAACAGAUGUCACCUUUGUGCAGCAUGUGAUGUUGUAGUUGUGCAAAAUUUGGGGAUUUUACACUCACACCCCUCCUGCAUUUAAGCAGGCAAGAGGUAUUAUAGUCACAGUGCAAGGGCACGGCCAAGCCAGGCAUAAGCAGUUGAGGAGAGGGCAGGGCAGAGCCACAGCCCCUCUCCUCCUCUUCAGACAUCCAAGCUCAUCAUGAUCUCAGUUAAAGGCAGCCUUGAAGAGGAAGAAGCUCUUCAAGUCUUGCCUACGUGUCUGUAUGGCAGGGGCAGGAUACAAGAGCUUUGGAAGUGAAGUGCCAUAGUCCUGAGACCCCUGCAGCGCCUCCUGCUCCUCCUUCCUAAGUCAGCCUAGCUUACAUCCUUUGAUGUUACUCGACUCCCAACUUCCAUCACUCCUGGUUGACACAGCUAGUGAUCAGGGAUGAAGGGAUCAGGGAGCCCAACUGUACACCUUCCUGACGGGCAGACAGGGAACUCCCUGCUGUCUGUGCUAACCUGAGUGCUGACGAGUUUCAAGAUCGGAGCCCUGCUGCUGUUUUACGGCAGGGCUGUCUGUCUUCGCCUACCCUAACCUCUUUUCUCCUCCUCUUCGCAGCCUCGCUGUACACAGUGGGCUCUGACGGGAAGCAGCUGGCCGAAGGCAAGAAGAAAGUGGAGGUCAUCGACCUCACGCUGGACAGCUCUUCGGACGAGGAGGAGCCUCCCGCCAAGAAGCCCUUCCCACUCACCACUGCGGCCAUCCCAUCUGCAGCGGGACCCAAGGGGUGGGGCUCACUUUGUGUUUCCUCUGUGUUGGGUUAAACCUUCUUGCAUGGAAAGAAGGGAGUGUAGGAGCCUGAGAAGAGCCUGGCCGGCGGAUUAGGCCCAAGGGGGGAUCCGUCUUAUCCAGCAUCCUGUUCUCACAGUGGUCAGCUAGGUGCCCAUUGGAAAUCGGCUAGCAGGACGUGAGCAUGCUAAACCACAGCUGUGCUGUCCUCCUCCAGCAACUGGGAUUCAGAAUCCUUACUGUAGCCAUUAUGGCUAGUAGCCAUCGAUAGUUUCAUCGAACCCACUCUCUUGUGCGGAAUGCUCCAGGUCCAGAUUAAGCGGGUUAAUCAGAAUGGGGAAGAGCAGAGAACAAUAUGGAGGCCCUGCUGGAUCAGGUCAUGGGGGGAGGGUCAUCUUGCCCAGCAUCCUUUUCUCACAGGGACCAACCAGAGGUCAGUGGGAAACCCACAAACACAAGAGCCCCUCCUGUGGUUUCUAGCAAGUGGUAUUUGGAAGCAAUGCUGCCUCCGGCCGUGGAGGCAGUGUAGCCAUUGUUACCAGUAGCCAUCAAUAGCUUUAUUGGAUUCGCCUACCCCCUACCCUUUAAAAGCUAUCCAGGAUGGUCACCCUCAUUGCCUCCUGCUGGAGCAAGUUCUAUAGUUUUAGGUCAUGUGCUGCAUGAAGAAGGAUGUUGCUUUGUCUGUCCUGAGUCUUCCCACGUUCAGCUUCAUUGGAUGACCCCGUUGGGUUCUAGUAUUAUGAGAGAGGGAGAAAGACUUCUGUCAGUACAGUAUGCAUAUGAUUUGAUACCUGUCCGCCAUGUGCUCCCCCUUUAUUUUCCUUCUCCAAGCCUAGUCUUUCUGUUUCAUUUCAGAGUAUUAAGCCCUGACCACCAGCCCUCCUCGGUGUUGCGCAGCCCCCCGAUGGCCACUGUGGGGAGCGACUACCUCUCCAGCCUUCCGAUCCCCGACUACCACCCUUACCAGGUCCCCUCGGACAUCCAAGGUAAUUUGGGCUGCGUCACUCAGCACAGGACCAAAACUUGUGUUUAGUUCCUUGUUGCUCUGUUUUGUAUCCCCGUAGGAGCAGGGUAACUUAAUUCCACCAGAACCAAGCAGUGUUGUCACGGGACUCUCUGCACUGUGAAGGCUUAGACCAGUGGUUCCCAAACUUUUUUGGGAUAUCGCCCCCCUGGUUCCAUAAACUGUUCCCCUGUGCCCUCGACCCAUGUUGGAUAAAUUUAAAUGGUCUGAAGUAUACCUCACAGAAAAGGAUGCAGGCUCCAAGUGAAAAGAGAGGCCUUUAUUGGAAUGCAAAUGUACCUAGGGACAGCCUCAGAAAUGGGAGAGGCUGUGAAGAAGCACAGCCAAUCUAAUGCUUCUUACACAAUCCCAGUAUAUACCUCUGAAGGAUGCAGCUGUGGACACAGAGCCCUGCGGAGAAAGAGAGCUGAGGGUUGCUGGUCAGAACCAGGCAGGGAGGCAAAUCAACCUUACGUCUGGCUUUCAGGGUGUGGUGGGAUGGAGCAGCGUGAACUCUGUUAGAACGUAUGGCUUGCUUGGGAUUUUCCAUGCCAAAAUACACCCUAGAAAACAUAUCUGUGACCUGCGUGGAUAUAAGCAGAGUAAGCUUAUUUGCAAACAUUUUUUAAUUUUCUCCUUAAGCCCACCCCAUAUCCUUCCUGGCACAUUUUCAAAACCUUGAGACCAAAAAUGUUAAGAGUUGGCUGAGAUGCAGUACGCUGUGCAAAGCCCCCAGGAUCUGGUGUGUGUCAGUGUGCCAUUGUUGCUCAGUUGGCAGAAUGCACAGUCUCACUCUCGCCUGGUAUAAAGUGAGCCGCUCCCCAUCCUGCCAGGUGCUCCCUGCCCCUCCUGAUUGAUAAGCCUCAUUCCCAUCGUGAUGCUUGUAUGUUUGUGUCCAAAGGAAUUGUGGCCUGGGGAUUUGGCAGUGCAAGAGAGGAGAGGAGAGAAGGCAGAGUCCGAAAAGUAAAAAAAGGUGAAGGCUCUGAAGACAAACAGACAGACAGGAAAUGCUGAUGUAACUGCGGUCGCUAAAGCUGCCAGCUCAAUACCCACCCAAACCUGGCCCAGAGAGGAUGUCAGGCGCUUUGGCAUGUCAUGGGCCAGCUGCUGUGUGGCACAGCUCCCUCUCUGCACACCAGCCAUAAGGCCAGGAAGCUUCCCCCCCCACCACUGGUCUCUCUCCCGGCUGCCCCCAACCUAGGUGCCUCCAUACCAAGCAAACCCCAGUGCCCUGUGCCCCCCAGGCCAAGCAAUACUGCUCCAGCCAAAAUGACAAUGCCAGUUUUUUGACUGGGUGUGUUGCAACAUCCCUUUUCCUCAGCUGUGCGGCAGGGAGGGGGCAGUGUUUUCUCCUUGCAGCGGGGAUGUUGCUCACAGGAGGACCCCUCUGCCACUGCAGGCAGUGGGGGGGGGGGCAUGGAGGCAGGUGGGUCACCCAUCUCAGGAGUGCUCCUCAAGCCUUCCCAGGACACUUGAGGCCUUUGCGGUGUCCAUGGAGACCGGCCCUCCUGCCAUGACCAAAAUAUAUUUUCCUACACCCCUCCCAACUUUACAAUUUUUUUUUUUAGUAAUCCCUUCCUCUUCUCCAAUAUGUUCAUUUUACCAUUAAGAUUAUUUUUUCACCUUUUCAUUUUUCUAGGUCUGGAUUUGUUUUCCUUCCUUCAAAGUGAAAAUCAGGUAUGUUCCCCCCCUCCCUUUUCCUUCAUCUCCCCAUCCUCCCUUCCCCAGUCUUCAUUUCUCCAUGUAUUCAGCAACAUAGCCACCCAGUGAGCUUUCUCGCCACCCUUCACCCUUGAGCACACCUAGCCUUUCUCUUGCCACUGUGCUAACCCAGCAAACACAGGCUGGGGGAAAUCAGUCUUUUCCCUGCCUCUUGCAAAUUCCUACCUCCUUGCUUCGCUCUGUCUGUUUUCACAGUGGGGGGCAGGCUGCUGCCCCCCCCCCCAAAGCACCUUCCUUUCAAGGUGCAUUCACCGUGUGAAUUCCUAGAACUGUUCUGAGAAACAAGAACAGCUUAACAGCCCUCGGCUCUGUGGAAAGCAAAUUGCGUUUGUCUGGGGUCAUAUUUCUGGGACCUUAGAGCUGAGCUGUUGCACUGAAGCCCUUGCAGAGAGGCUGGCUUGGAGCUAGCAGUUCAGGUUGUGCAAUGAGCUCCUAUAAAAAUCUUUGCAAAAGAGUCACUCUUGUCUUGCAAAAUGUUCUGCUUUGAUCUAGCGAGCUCAGCUCCCGAGAUUGCUAGUAACAAUCUGAGAAACUUCGAGGGAACUUAACCUGAUGAGAACAAAGUUGGAUUUUGAAGUAGGGGUAGGGAGGGGGCAGUUUCUCUUUCUCCGCUGGACUUUGCCCACCUCCUCCUUUCCAAACUGUCCCCAAGCAAAAAAUGUUUGUGAGAGGCAUGUUAAUUGGUCUUAGUGGUAGUUGCCUCACCUGCUUCCCACUCCGAGGAAAUCCUCAUGAACUGCAAGACUCUGCAACUCAUGAGUCAUCUCCUUUAUCUGCCUUUAGAGAAAGGAGUUUUGAUUUUCCUGGGACUUCUUAAAGCUGUUGCUGCCUGUUGGAUUUGGGUGGGGAAGCAGGGAGCCUGUCUGGCCGGACUUGGUAAAUUGACAGUUCCUCUUACCCUUUUCAUGGGGAUAUCCUUUGCUCAUAAUGCCAGCCACAGCUUAAUAAACCAUCGUAUGAAACUCUGGUUGGUUUGAUUGUCUGAACCCAGCCUAGCAGAUUAAUUGUGCUUUUGUUUCACUGCCCGCAAUCCAGAGUUUUGUUGAUGCUUACAGACCUUGGCUCCUUGUUAACUGUGGCUUGCGAUUGUGCAGGAACCCAGGGCUCUUCUUCACCUAGGAAGUUUUGGGGCUCCUCCACACGCUCGCCAGGCUGCAGAGGCACCAGGCAAGAAACCAAACUUUGGAGAAAUAAGCUCUGGUUUAUUUGUCUGUGUGCCAGACUUGGGGGUUUGUUUGUUUCCGUGGGUCAAGCUCUUACAUCAGACUUCCUUUAAUUUGACGUCCAUGUCUAAUUGGCAGCAGACAAGAUCAUGGGAGUUCUAGGGGUUUUGUUUUUAAGUGUUUUCCCUGAAGUUUUCCCACCCCUCUCCUCUGACAUAAUGGAUCAUGCCGGCUCACAGCCUUGGUUAAUACCUUUUAACUCGCUGUUGUUGUUUGUUUUGCAUCCAAUAACUGAUUGUCUCCUUCCCUGACAGCAUUACAGUCCUUCCGUGAUCACCUCCCUGGAUGAGCAAGACACCCUGAGCCACUUCUUCCAGUAUCGUGGCACCUCACCCCAUUUUAUGAACCCCCUGGCCCCUGUGGUGGUGGGGUCCCAUGGCACCGCGGGCUCCCCCACCAGCAGCAGCAGCCGCAUGAACAGUGUUGUCUCUUCGCCCACCACGGCCUUGCGGGAAAGCCAUGUGCGCAGUGGCACCGUGGGGGGCAGCCCCAUCUUGCCGGGGUGCCGGCCAGAUAUCAUCUCUCUAGACUAAAAGAUACCCUUUCCCUACAGGAGGGCAGGAGGUGGAAUCGUCGUUCCCCCACUAGAGUGAAACAAGGAAAAGACAGAAUUCCGUCAAGCCUGUUUCUUAGAAAGAGACAAAUCGGGCAAAGAUCUUUCUCUUGUUUUCCUUCAGGGCUCUUUUUUUCAUUCUGCAAUUCCGCUCAAGGUUUGAAAAAUUAUGGAAUUGACUUGGGACAGUUUGGGGGGUCCAAAGAAUCUCGCUUUUUCAUUUGGCCUUGGAGCUGCUUGGGAGUUUUGAGCUGGUGGAGUCCAGAAAGCCCUGAAGAACUGGGGAAACAAGAUUUAAUUUCAGUCACGGGAGGGUCGAGUUCCAGGUCCCCACGGCUUAACGGAAGCAGGAUUAUUUAUGCAAAAUGAGGCAAAUGAAGACUCAUCGACAUAUAAUCUGAGUUGCAGAAUUCCACUUUUUUUUUUUAAGCCUGAAACCUGGGUUUCUUCUGACCAGGAUUUGAAUGCAGAAUCCUCAGUGAACUCAAGGCAACUUUAUCGUAAGCACGAAUAAAUUUGGUGUUUGGGCACAGCUCAUACUCAGCACAUCGCCAGCUCUGCAACAAAUGACCGGAGAUCCCAGGCAGGUUAUAUUGGACCAUUUCAGACUGGCAUUAAAAAAACAAAAAAGUGGAAGUCUGAUAGAAUUCUUUUUCAGGGAAGGACAUACUGUAUGUGCCCGUUGAAGGGCUAACGUGAGACUUGAAAGCAGUGUACUAAUUUGCCAAAACCAAAGCCACCCCCCUCCCAAGCAGAUUUUUAACAGACUCAUCCGGUGAGGGCAUAACAGGAAACUCACUUCCACAGUGAGGAGUGGCUGGUUCCAGCUGAGAGUUUUGCCACAAAUAAAACAGAUUUCUCAAAGAUCCUCCACGUGCCCAAACUUCUCGAGAUUAUUACGCUCGAGAGAGCCUGACGGCAAGCAAGAAAAGAAGGUAUUUUACUCAUAAUGAAGAUGAAGUAGAAGCCCGGGAUGAGCUUUGGAGCAGCUCAAGGACUCAAAAGGACUGGGGAACCGUGAUUCCACUUUCCUGCUGACUUUCCCGCAUUGGGGACUUCCGUGACUGUUUUCUCCUCUUCCCCUGGGCUGCGUGCGCACUUGACGGGAGCCACGGGUGGGUGGAGAGCUUGUGCCCUCUACAGAGCAAUGGGCUGUGACUUCUGCGUCUGUGUACCCCCCCCCCACGCCCACAAAACCUGACCCAUCGCAGGCAACACUGUCUUGACUCUUUGCCAUAGGUACCUCCUUAGCAGCUGUGCUUCCUUGACAUUCGGACUUACGCUAAUGUGCAGCCCCAGGGGACGCUUCCGAAACCAGCAUGCCCUUAAAAGUCCCGUGAUUUGCGCCCCCGUGUCUCUGUCCUCCUCUCCUCCAUCACCAACAUCCACUGCAGACCUGCCCAUCCUCGAGACUGUUGUUACCACAGUGUAUUUUUCUAAAGCUGUAGAUCUAGGGUUCCCGUCCCCACUCCUCUUAAAAUAUUUCCUGCCAAUCUUGUACAGAGAACAAAAGAUAUAUAUAGAUAUAUAUAUAUAGAUAUAUAUAAUUAUUAUAAUCUAUAUUUUCAGUUUUUGUACAUAAGAAACUCCAAAGAUCUUUUCUGUGUCCCCCACCCCCACUUCCGAGGACGAAAUGAAGGUUGCACUUCCCUCCCUGCCCAGGUGGGGGCAGCGCAUCGUCCAUUGCACAAACUUUAUUUAUGUAUUUAAGUGUAUAAUUGUUUUGUGUGUGUGUUUUUUAAGUUCGUAGCCGCUGCUUCUGCAUUUUCCGCUUCCUGCACCUGCCCGUCUCGCCUUUUCCAAGCCAGACGAUGCGGUGAGAAAGACAGACAGUGUUCUGGAAAGCUAAGCACUUUUUCCUUUUCUAACAAAUCCUGUUGCUUUCGACAACAAGAACAAGCCUUGAGCGGAGUGGUUCUGCCCUAAAAGGCAGUUUAGAAGUUAAAUAAUAAAAUAUCUCCCUGCUUGAAAGCAACAGGAGCACUAAGCCAGAUGCAGCAAAGCAGUGACAGCCUUAUGAGGAAGCUUUUGCCUCUUCAACUUUAUUUUUUUUAAUCACUCGACAAAGACUCCACAGUGUGCAGAUCAAAAAGCCAGAAAUGCCCAAUUUCAGGGCAGGAAAUGUCCCAAUGCAUUUUGAUCAGAGCUGUUAAUUCCGUUUGGCGUAGCCCAUUACCCAGAUCUCCCACUCAUGGGAGAACUUUGCUUCGAUAAGUCCUCCUUCAUGUUUCAUUUUAAAUCUGAGUUUGGAACAAGAAAGAGGUUUUGAUGAAUCCUGGGCUUCCUUGGAAGCUUAUCUGGGGUUCCUGAAUGGGAAGGUAAUAGGAGACAUUUGCUCCCUGCGUUGGGACCAUAGUUGAGUGGCAGAGCCCUUCCAUUACAUGCAGAAGGCGCAAACCCCGCCUCUCCAGCCAAAAGGAUCAGCUGGCAAAGUGAGGUGGAAGUCAGAAUUAAACAGCCCGCAAACUUCCUAGCAUCACUGGGCCAAAGCUGCCUUGAAAUGCUUCACUUCCAAGUAGCAACACAUAAAAUCCGCAUACCGUAUUUUUCGCUCUAUAAGACGCACCAGAUCACAAGACGCACCUAGUUUUUGGAGGAGGAAAACAAGAAAAAAAAUUCUGAAUCUCAGAAGCCAAAACAGCAAGAGGGAUCGCUGCGCAGUGAAAGCAGCAAUCCCUCUUGCUGUUCUGGCUUCUGGGAUAGCUGUAUAGCCUGCAUUCGCUCCAUAAGACGCACACACAUUUCCCCUUACUUUUUAGGAGGGAAAAAGUAAGUCUUAUAGAGCAAAAAAUACGGUACUUCACGGCCAUCCAAAUUUGAGUUUGUUGGAAGUUCCCACUGUAGGGAAUGUCUUACGUUUCAGCAGCACUUCUGUCUGCCAGACUACAGCGUAAGGGUUGGUGCCUUGGAGGUCAUCCAACCUUUGCUUUAACACAGAUUAGUUUCCUCACCCGAUCCCAAUAUAUCAUUUCACUAACAUUUUAGAGGAUGCUUGCAUGGAUGCAAAUACACUACACCGUUUCUUCAGAGCAUCCUUUGGUGGGCAGGCAGUAUUAAUCUGCAUUGGUGAUCUGCGGCUGUAGAAGUGGGGGGAUAUUUUGAAUCGGAAAGGUAAUGAAGAGUUGAAACGGUGGAACUUCCUCCUACAGGAAGCAGCAAUGGCCACCAACCUCCAUGGCUUUAAAAGAUUAGGCAGAUUCAUGGAGGAGAGGGCUAUCAGUAGCUGCUCAUUGCUGCCUCCAGGAAUGCCAGGUGCUGGAAUCCGCAGGGUGGGAGAGGGCACUUGUGUGCUCAAAUCCUGCUUUCCAGGUUUCCCAUGGGCAUCCGGGUGGCCACCACUGAGAACAGGAUGCUGGGCUAGAUGGGCCACUGGCCUCAUCCAGCAGGCUUUUCUGAUGUUCUUCAUUAUGUGCCAUUAGGUGUGUGACUUGGGUGUCCCCAUGUCAUUUCCAUCUAGGGGGUUGUUUUUCAAGGCAUCUGCUUAGAACGGUCAAACGCCAAGAGAUUUACACCUUCUGGGUGGGUUGGGUGCCACUUUUCUAGCUGACAUAAAUCUAUAACGCUAGACUGCAAAACGCGCUGACUCCUGUCACCCAGCCCUAGGCAUUCGUCUCCUGAAAACUCCAUUUCUGUUUAUACAAAAACUCAAGUCUCUAGUCCUUUGGAGGAGAAGCGCCGUGAUGUGAGGCUAUUCUUUGAGCAAAGUUUGAAGCCAGAAAUAAAGAGCUGGGGGCGGGGAGGGAGCUCCUGCCCUAUAUUACAGCUGCAGUCUUCUCUUCCAACCUCAAAUCUCCAUGCUUGGUACACCCCCCCCCCCAUUCCUCCUGAGCAUUGCCAACAUUCCAGCUCCUUCGAAGCAUGAAAUCUUGGUAAGCGAUACUGCAAAUUUAUCUUCCAACAACACAUGCAUCUAUUUGCGAUGACCUGAUUUGUCUUUCAAGGAUGGGUGUGGGGAGCCUUCAGGAAGACACUGUCUUGGAACUUGGGGGCAGGUGUCCCCCAAGGUUCCUACCCCCCCCCCUCGGCAUGCAGCCUUGCGGCUGUUUAUCAAGUGGGGGUUAAGACCAGGCAGCCGCAUGAAGAACCGCCAAGCUCUACAGGCAUAUAUGUUUUGUACAUUAACAGUGAGCAUUUGGGGACAAAGAAAGGUCAGGGGUUCUGGUUUUUCUUUCAAUGCCAUUAUCAACUGCUUUAAAACAAUGUUUCUGCAGACAAAACACACACCCUGCUUCAUCUCCCUAACCUCAUAAAACAUUUCAUCUGCACCCCAAUAGCAAAAAAGAGGAAUGCUUCGCUUCACACUUUUGGGUCUCCUUUUUCUGUCCAUUGAAUCUCUUUGUUUUAUCAGCUUGGAGCCAUUGUGUAUAUGCAAAAAGUACCUUUUAGAUAAAAUAAAUUCUUGGCAAAAGAACUGUUCUGGAGUUCUAACUUCAUUAGUGCCAGUCUCCAGCCUCAGCUGGUUCACCUGUUAUGGCUGUCCCUGGACCAAGAGAGCCUGGUUGGCAGUCCUGACUGGACUACUGCAAUGUGCUGCACCCGGGGCUACCCUUGAAUUGUAGAGUUGGCAGGCAGGCUGGAAGCCGCGGCUGGUACAGGAUACGGCUGCCGAUCUGCUGAGCAGAGCAGCAAAGUGGAGCCAUA
Molecule: messenger RNA, 35470 nt
Organism: Podarcis lilfordi (Lilford's wall lizard)
Lineage: Eukaryota; Metazoa; Chordata; Lepidosauria; Squamata; Lacertidae
Source: the annotation of a GenBank genome assembly